Molecule: messenger RNA, 1171 nt
Organism: Eruca vesicaria subsp. sativa (arugula)
Lineage: Eukaryota; Viridiplantae; Streptophyta; Magnoliopsida; Brassicales; Brassicaceae
Source: the annotation of a GenBank genome assembly
AUGCUUGACACACUUAUCGGUGGGUACGGGCAGCACGGGUUCGGCCACAAGGACCACAUAAGCAGUGGUUAUGGCUUCGAGGGGCGCAGUGAAUUUGUGUCUCAUGAGGACUCAGGAAGGGGCCACUUUGAUCGUCAAUCCCGCUACGAGCACCAAAUGACGCUUCCGGCUAAUCACGGCCGUCCAUCCAUGCCUCGCAUGCCUGGCUGUGAGGACGACUCAGACGAUGAUGGGUUCGAGAGGAGAAGCCAUAGCCACCACACUACUGUGAUGUCGCAGCACCAACAGAAACCCCAUAUGAACUUCGGGCCCUCACCUCCGUUGGCUUCCCCAAAUCACAACGGAAAGAUGGGUAAUGGAUGGCAGGGAGGGCAUGGAGAUGGAUACCAUGGCGGGCAUGGGAUGCAGCAGCACGGUGGUCACGGCAUGCAGCCUCACGGUGGUCACGGGAUGCAGCAGCACGGUGGUCACGGCAUGCAGCAGCAUGGUGGGCAUGGGAUGCAACAGCACGGCGGGCACGGGAUGCAGCAGCACGGCGGGCACGGGAUGCAGCACCAUGACGGGCACGGGAUGCAGCACCAUGACGGGCACGGUAUGCAGCAGCACGGGGCGCAUGGGAUGCAGCACCACGAUGUGCAUGGUAUGCAGCAGCACGGGGCCCACGGGAUGAAGCACCAGGACAGGCUUAUGGGUCCUCAGAUUUCACCACAUCAUGUCUACAUGAACCCCAACCAUGGAAGUGGCAGUGGCCGUGCAGUAGUUGUGAAGGCUUCGGAGAACUGGCGAAUGAGCAAGAGCUCCGGCGGCCACCAAAAGGUCGGGUGGGGGAGUAAGGGACUCUAACUGCACCACAAUACUCUGCUGGUUCAAAUAAGAAGUAAGGAUUAUAUAAUCCUAAAUAAUAAUUUUAUAAGAUGUAUGUGUGUGAUGUUUCUGUAAUGUACCAAAACCAAACACUGGACUCUUAAUAAAAAGUGUUUUCGUUUCAUGAACUUAUGAUUAUUAGGGGUGUUGUUGUUGCUGCUUCACUUAAAUAAAAGUUAUGCAAGUAUUAGAAAAGAAUAUUAGAUAUCUAUGUAUGUGGAGAAUUACAUAUAUGUACAUAUCUAAUAUUCUUUUAUCUAUAUAUUAGGUGAUUUUCCCGUGUUCAUGCACUGCUAUAAAUAUUUUA